AUGGAUUUCGUAAACCAAGAUUCAGCCACUGUUCCCAACGUGGGCCGCAAGGUCGACGCUGGAAGUGUUACAAAGAGAUUGCAAACCGAACUCAUGACGCUCAUGACUUCGCCCGCCCCUGGAAUAUCAGCAUUCCCCUCGGCUGAUGGCAACCUGCUAUCUUGGACUGCCACCAUCGAGGGCCCCGAAGCGACUCCCUACGCAGGCCUUACCCUCAAGCUAACAAUGGAUUUUCCUUCCAACUAUCCUUAUGCCCCUCCCACAGUCUUGUUUAAAACCCCAAUCUACCAUCCCAACUUUGACUUCUCUGGUCGCAUCUGCCUUGACAUCUUGAAGGACAAGUGGACCGCUGCCUACAAUAUCCAGACUGUCCUCCUUAGCCUGCAGAGUCUUUUGGGAGAACCCAACAACGCUUCCCCUCUAAAUGGUGAAGCUGCCGAGCUAUGGGACAAGGACCCAGCAGAGUUUAAGCGCAAAGUUCUUGCCCGACACCGCGAUAUUGAGGAUGAGUAG
Messenger RNA from Parascedosporium putredinis, 513 nucleotides. Lineage: Eukaryota; Fungi; Ascomycota; Sordariomycetes; Microascales; Microascaceae. The record is from the annotation of a GenBank genome assembly.